This is a messenger RNA of Marchantia polymorpha subsp. ruderalis, 6387 nucleotides long. NCBI's taxonomy places the organism in Eukaryota, Viridiplantae, Streptophyta, Marchantiopsida, Marchantiales, Marchantiaceae. The record is from the annotation of a GenBank genome assembly.
ACUUGAUUUCAGAUACUCGCUGGUUCGCUCGUCAGACGCAAGGUCGCUGCCCGCUGCUGCGCUCCAGUCGACGACGACGUUGCUGCGUUCAAAGAGAGGCAGAGCAGAAGAAGAGAGGCCGUGCAAGAGCUCCGACAUCUUUGAUUUUCUUCUUCCCAGCCAGCGUCGGAAGGCACACGAGGUACUUUGCAUCCUUCACUCCGCACAGCGGCAGCGCUCGCUCUGGAUAGGGAGAAGAAGGAAGAGAGGGAGAGAAGAGACCUGACUUGACCCAAGCGGAGGACGGAGAGGGCUAUCUCUUGUUCACUCAGUUCGGUCACCAGUGCACAUCAAACCUCUUUCUCCCAGAGUGGUUCCCGAUAGACGUGAAGUCUUUUUUGCCACACGGUCCACGAUUUAGAUUGUAACCAGAAUCCUGGUCUUCUGUGUUAAUUUUGAUUCCCAUCGCUUGUCCCGAGCUCAACUAGACUGCUGCUUUCACUUUGCACAAUUUACCUGCGUUCGUGGUGAUUGCUCAUGAUCCUUGUAUCGGAAGAUCUCGAAGUGAUAUUUGUUUUGCUAUUUGUGCACAGUGCAAGAAGUCUCAUGCCCAGCAGACACUACGACGGGAAGAUAAGUUUUCUUCGGGAGAGCCGGCUUUCGGAUCGAGGAGAGUGCUUCCUGUAGGCCGGGUUACAUUUCGCUCGCGCAUGCCAAGCAGCAAACGUUUCUUAAUCUCUGAGAGUGGAGGAGAGAAUGGAAGGUGCAGGUGCGUCCUUCUUUAGUCACGCUGCUGAACUGGCGACACGGGAAAUGGACUCCGCACACGAGGAACCGGAGCUUCCCUCCGCCAUCCAGGACCUUCUACAGCGUCUGGAAGGACAAGGCGAGCCUAUAACGGAGCUUCCCAGAUUAAGCGGUCCAGAAUUUCGGGAGUUCUUUCCGCGGUGGGUAGCACCCUCGACAGUCAUAGGGUGGCAAAGCCAAGUGCGUCGUCGAGUGCUGGAGGCAAUCGGCAGGUGCAACACCUUUGAGAUUCUGGACGUGUUCAAUUUUUGUGGGGGAUUAAUAUCAACGUUGACGCCGAGCGAGUGGGAGGUAGUUCUCAGAGGUUUCAGGUGUAGCACCGUUCUAAAAAAGAUAACCGUUUAUGGGUUAUAUUUUUCUAUCUCUUCAGAUUCUCUUGAUGCGGAUAAAGAGAGCUUGUGUUUACAGCUGGGGAGAAUUCUGAAUUCCUCUAGCGUAACAGAGUUACAAGUGCGUGACGAAUUGAGUGCCAGAUGUCUCUCGAAUCUCGCCUCAGGUCUGCGAGGACGUUCCGAUUCUAAACUCAAGUCUUUAGAUUUAUGGGGAAAGUGGGAAAAGUGGGAGGACUCGAGUGCGGUGAAGUAUGUGGCUGACAUGAUCAAUAGUGCUCCUCUAUUAGAAACGUUGCGUUUAGGCGGCUAUUUUGAGGACAUGGAGGACGAGACCCUUGGAAUCCUGUCCCAGGCUUUGAUCCAGAGCUUGGCUUUGAAAGAAUUUACCUUAGACCAGGCGGGGAAGUGGGCAGGGCCCUUGUUGCUGAAAGCAUUGGCCGGAGACCAUCGCAACCGAUCCAUUGAACGUCUUCGGCUGAGGUUCAUGAAGGGACUCGGAGACUGUUUAAGGGAACUUCUUAUUUCCAACCCAUCAUUGAAGGAAGUGGAGCUAGACGAACUUCACAUGGAGCCUGAGCAAGCGCACCAGCUCGGCGAAGCCAUACGUGACAAUGCCAUAGCGACAACUAUACUUGUUAGGUUUCGUGGUGAAGAAUGGAAGUCAAUAGAAGCUCUUGCUCUUUCUGCUAGCUCCAUCUUCAGUCACGCUGCUGAACUGGCGACACGGGAAAUGGACUCCGCACACGAGGAACCGGAGCUUCCCUCCGCCAUCCAGGACCUUGUACAGCGUCUGGAAGGACAAGGCGAGCCUAUAACGGAGCUUCCCGAUUUUGUGUCCUGGAGUGAACCACUCUCGACAAUCAUAGGGUGGCGAAGCCAAGUGCGUCUUCGAGUGCUGGAGGCAAUCGGCAGCUGCAACACCCUUGAGAUUCUGAACGUGCGCAGAUUUUGUGGGGGAAAUUUAUCGACGUUGACGGCAAGGGAGUGGGAGGUAGUUCUCAGAGGUUUCAGGUGUAGCACCGUUCUAAAAAAGAUAACCGUUGCUGGGUUAUUCUCUUCAGAUGAUGCGGAUAAGGAGAGCUUGUGUUUACAGCUGGGGAGAAUUCUGAAUUCCUCUAGCGUAACAGAGUUAGCAGUGCGUGCCAGAUUGAGUGCCAGAUGUCUCUCGAAUCUCGCCUCAGGACUGCGAGGACAUUCCGAUUCUAAACUCAAGUCUUUAGAUUUAUGGAGAGCGUGGAAGGACUCGAGUGGGGUGAAGUAUGUGGCUGACAUGAUCAAUAGUGCUCCUCUAUUAGAAACGUUGCGUUUAGGCGGCUAUUGGGAGGACAUGGAGGACGAGACCGUUGGAAUCCUGUCCCAGGCUUUGAUCCAGAGCUUGGCUUUGAAAGAAUUUACCUUAGACCGGGCAAGGGAGUGGGCAGGGCGCUUGUUGCUGAAAGCAUUGGCCGGAGACGAUCGCAACCGAUCCAUUGAACGUCUUCGGCUAAAGGAUAUGGAUGGACUCGGAGACUGUUUAAGGGAACUUCUUAUUUCCAACCCAUCAUUGAAGGAAGUGGAGCUCCACCCACUUCUCAUGGAGCCUGAGAAAGCGCACCAGCUCGGCGAAGCCAUACGUGACAAUGCCAUAGCGACAACUAUACUUGUUAGGUUUCGUGGUGAAGAAUGGAAGUCAAUAGAAGCUCUUGCUCGUUCUGCUAGCUCCGAAGUCAACGACCCCACUCUGGAGAUUACACUCCAUGUUGUGAGUGAAGAUGAAGUGAUGUUAUCAUUAAACCUAUUAGGUAGGGUACUGCGAGGGGAAAUCACAUCUCUGAAAUCUCUGAGUAUAUCUCGAGACGAAGAUGAUAGAAAGAUUAUCACGUUCAGUAUACCCCCUAUGAAUGGAAAAAGUGGAGAAACUUCAGUCCUGAAGAGACUGGAAUUAUCUGUCCGAAGCGAAGAUCUUUCGAAGGAGCAAUGGGAGGACCUGCUUCGGUGCAUGCGAGGGAACCUCACUCACUUGGAUUUGUCUGACUCCGAACUCGACGAGAAGGCGUUCAGGGACCUGAUGGGGGUCCUGCAAGUUAACUUGGCUCUCCAGGAAAUCGACGUCUCCCGAACAUCAUGGGCAACUGACGGAAAGGCGGCGCAGAUUGAAGAGGCCCUGAAGCAGAAUCAAAAGCGGGCCGUCUACAUGUCUGUGUUCCGAGAAGCCAACUUAACAUUUGGAGAUGCAAAAGCUGGUAGACUCUUCUUAUGCGGCUCUCCUAGAGCAGGAAAAACUCAACUGCGUAAAACCCUGAUGAGUAUCAAUCAUAGCUGGCUACUCGGAAGCAGUCUAUCCAUUGAUUGGGUAGACUGCUUCCGAGUAGCUGAACGACUCUGGAGGACCAAAGGCAUCGAAGUGGAGUAUUUGCAAACUAUUGACAAAAUGCAAAUCUCAGUUUGGGAUCUUGCGGGACAAUCAAUUUUUCGUACCCUUCAGAAUGUGCUAUUUCCUCAAACCAACAAUUUUUGUGUUUUUCUUUUUGUGUAUAGCCCUUUUUGUGACAACACAUCUAAAAACAAACCAGACUCUUGUUUCAAAACCGAGUUGGAGGAUUGGUUAAGCUUCAUCACAUCCAGUGUUAAGAUCACGGGACGUGAUCUUCCCCAAGUUUUUGUUGUCAUUUCUCACAAAGAUAAAGCCAAAUACAGCUCUGUGAGUUGGACUCAGACCAUAAUUGAAGAACUCAACCAAAGAUUCGCAAAUUUUGUGGAUCUACUCCCUGUUCAAGAGUGUUUUCAUGUGGAUGCUAGGAAUAAAAAACAAAUUAUUCCUCUCAACCGUCACAUUCUUGAAAAUUUUAACAAGUUGUUGAGUGAAAAAUCUCCACAAGUUCCUCUAUUAUGUUCUCAACUCAUCUCCCUCUUCGUUGCAGAAACCAAGAAGAACAGAAGUUGCCCUCAGUGGUCAUAUGAUCAAUUUCAUGAUUUUUGUGCUCCCUACUUGAAAAAAUUCAUUCCUUCUUCUUCUCGUCACUUUGAGGAUGAUUCGAAGAUAAUGGAGUCUAUCAUAUUCUACUUGAAUGAGGUUGGAUCUAUCAUAUACAUUUCCAACCUUAAGUACAUCAUUGUAGAUCCCAACUGGCUUACUAAUACCUUCCUGGGUGAGCUGAUAGCUCUUGGUCAAAACUUUCAAGCUCAAGAGACAGAGUUUUCUAAUAGAACGUGCCCAUACGGUGCAAGCAAGGACGGAUUUGUGAGUGAGAGUGUCUUUGUUCGGUUGAUAGAAGAGUUUUUGCGAGAGCAAGCACAUGGCCAGAGUGGUGUGGGCAGAGAGCAGCUUGAAAACAUCCUUGUCAAUUUAGAUUUGUGUUUCAAGCUGGAAGAUAGUUCUCAGUAUUUCAUUCCUUCCUUCAUCCCUGAGCAUGCAAGCAAGGAAGAACAUGACCAUCAAGAAGGGGCGCACUUGAAGUUGAUGUGUUGGGAAAAUACAAGAGAGAAUUCACAGUUUGUUGGCAUUCGGAUUCAGUGCCAAGAUGGGAGAACAAUGUCAUUGACGGCUGCAUUUUUUCCACGCUUGCAGGUGAGGUUGAAUCAUGCUUUCACACACACAGAUAAAUUGUUAUAUGCGUCAAGUUCUGUUUGUAAUUUGCGUAUGAUGAAGCAAUUGUUUCCUUUCCAUUAAAUGCAAUGAAUAAUUUGAAUGUCCCACUCGAGAUUUACCAAAUUUUCUAUGAUUGUAGAUGUUCAUGAGACGCAAGUUGAAAUCCGAUAUGCAUGUUCUCGAGGAGAAUAUUACCUGCUCUCGACAUUAUCUACGACUUUUUGAUGAAGGGCAUCAAAUAUAUAUCGAGCACGUUCACAGUGAAAAGUCUCACAAAUACGUAGAUGUUUUGAUGUUAUGCUCAAGGCAUAAGUCAGGGGAGGAGGCUACUAAAUAUGUGAUGAGGCAUAUCGUCCAGGAAUUGAUAUUGUUUUGCGCAUCAUCAAAAGGCUGUCCCGGGGUGGCGUUAGUGCUAGGUGUGAUUCAAACAUUUUGCGUGGAGAAGCGGAUUCCGAGUCAUCUCAGAGGAGCCAUUCUGAUCGAGAAGCUGAAAUCGGACUUCAUUUGUAGCAUCAAAAACAAACUUGAGGAAACGUCAAUGGAAAGGUUGCACUUGAUGGAGAAGAAGGAAGAGUUGUUCAACUAUGAGCACUGUUGGCCCCAGAUUGAAGGGCACACUGGCGGAAUAUCCGAACGAGCAAGAGAUUUGUUGUGGGAGAGCGAUGUGGAAGCAAUUGUGAACGAGAUUCGACGGAAACAAAUUGAAGAAUUGAAGUCAUUGCACGAAGGUCUAAGUAGCGUGGACAAUGAUUUGUCUCAGUGUUAUCCUGAAGCUGAAAACAUGGUUAGCGACUCAAAUUUCCUGCCAAUGAAAGACCUCAAAUCACUCACAUCCAGGUGCUUGAGUCGUGCCAGCACAAGUGUGGAGAAUUCAAGUGUGGAGACCCAACUUUUUUUGUUCAAGAUGGACCAGCUAAAAGAAGAGCUUGUACAAAAGAUUGAUGGUUUGGACGAGAGGUUGAGAUCAGUGCAGAGCAUUCUGCAGAGAAUGGAGAUGAAGAUGGGACAAAUACUCUCUUUGCACCAAGAACUGCAGUCAACGCUGAGUGCAUUUGUGUCUAAAGUGGACAGGAUAAUUCAGUAUUCUGAUUCGCUUCAGCAGGCCAGUGUGCCCAAGAGACCUUACGUUACGAACGAUGUUAAUCUCUUCUAUCGAAUUAGUGCGCUUUUGCAUAACGGAACAACCGUUCGCUUACAAUUGAUGUGUGAGUCACUGACUGGGUUUCACACUGUCAAAGAUCAAGAAGGUUUGAAGAUACGCUUGGAUCGGGAGAAUAGCUCGUGGAUUCGGAAAACUAUCGAAAUCUCAUACAAAGUCAUGUAUUAUGCUAUGAAGGCUGGACUGGAUAAGACAGUCAGUUUGGGCGGGGCGAUUCCGGACUGGGGAGAUUUAAAAUCUGAUAUUGUUCAACUAGACGGUAUUAGUGAUGAUGAUCAUAGGGCAUUUCUCAAAGGCGGGGAAAACAAGGAGCUGCAAGAAGCAUGGUUGAGGAUUCAGCAAACUCUUGCGCCUCAGCUUCAAAAUCGUUAUUCCGAAAUCUUCAAGUUGUAUCAGGUGAAAUACGUCAGUUUAGAUAAAGGUGGGCAUGCAUGGGUGUGCGAGAAGUGCAUGAAUAAAGGCCUUCGUUGUGGAAUUUUGACAUGUUAGGAUUUUGAAGAGGUUAGAAUGUCACUAGGCAAUUGACAAGCAUAUGUUUAGAC